CGAAACUUCCACGCAACGCGCUCAACCUUUUUCAAUAUAACCAGGGCGUGAUGGCGUGAUGGUGCGUCCGGCAAACAACGUUACCUAGACGCAACUUGGUCGUCGGGAUGACGGGCGAUAUCCCACCAUUCUCGUCAAUAGCACUGCCGCGAGAUGAUUGAGCGAGAUGAUUACGCAAGACGAUCUCGAUCGACGACAGCACCUGUCUAUUAUACUUGCUCAGCAUGAGACCUGUCCUGCUCGUCCGGCGCAGCUCGGUAUCCGAUCAGUGCCACAGCUAACGUGAGCAUCCUCGCUAGAUGGAGGCACUACUGUGCUGUCAGCGAUGAUUGUGGAGGUCGUGACUCGAUGGGGCAACAAUCACUUGGCAACACACCAUCCGUUGGUAACACAUUAGGAACGUGGCCCCUGGUGUUCGUCGAUCCUGACAUCAUCUGCUAAACUAUGGCGACCCUAGCAAACGUGAAGAUCGAUCGGGAAUUCUGGAAAGACUACCUCUGUGCUCAAGGGCGUCAAUUGCCACUCCUCGAAGAUGUUGAGGACCUCACCAACAGAGUCGUCAGAGUUAUGGGAGGCAACCCUGGAGAGAUGCAACUUCAGGGCACCAACACUUUCCUUCUCGGCACUGGCAAGGAAAGAAUUCUGAUCGACACCGGCGAGGGAAUACCGGUCUGGAUCGAAAGACUGGUAGAGAUCUUGAACGAUCGAGACUUGACCAUCGCCCAUGUUCUGCUCACACAUUGGCAUGGAGACCAUACAGGCGGUGUCCCCGACCUGGUUGCCCACGAUCCCUCUAUCGCACAUCGUAUAUACAAGUGCAAUCCUGACCCGGGUCAGCUUGAUAUUCAGAAUCAGCAAAUUUUCGCAGUAGAGGGUGCUACGGUCAGGGCCCUCUUCACGCCUGGUCAUGCUAUCGAUCACAUGUGUUUCCUGCUCGAGGAAGAGAACGCAUUAUUCACCGGCGAUAACGUCCUGGGCCACGGCUUCACGGUGGUCGAAGAUCUUGCGUCGUAUCUGCAAAGCCUCGAACGAAUGGCCGCUCAGGGCUGCACUAUCGGCUAUCCAGCUCACGGUGUCACGAUCGACAACUUGCCUGCCAAGCUGAAUCAGUACAUUCGCCAGAAAAGAACCCGUGAAAAGCUGAUUCUCCGUGCUCUGCUUGACCACAUGUCGGCUCAGAACCGCAAUCCUCGUUUGGCGAAUUUGUCAGCGCAAGAGAUCAUUCGCAUCAUUCACGGGGAGGUACCCAAGGAACUCUUGCAGGGAGCAAUCGAGCCUUCUACAAUGGAAAUUCUGCGCAUGCUUGCUGAUACGCGCAAAGUGGGCUUUUCUCUGAAUGGUGGUACUCAGCGAUGGUUUGUGAACAAGCAAACUCUUGUGAUGUAGCGCUCGGAAGCGGGACACGAGAACGUACUGUCUGCGGCGUAGUACUAGAUUGAGAUGAUACUUCUACUCAAUCUCCUAUGUUUAGCACAAAUUUUGCCAAAUCGCAAGACAAGUUUGCUUUUACG
This is a messenger RNA of Dissoconium aciculare CBS 342.82, 1511 nucleotides long. Its product is annotated as metallo-beta-lactamase superfamily protein. NCBI's taxonomy places the organism in Eukaryota, Fungi, Ascomycota, Dothideomycetes, Mycosphaerellales, Dissoconiaceae. Gene Ontology annotation, biological process: secondary metabolite biosynthetic process. The record is from RefSeq and is a predicted model, not a curated record. The coding region runs from base 445 to 1386 and encodes 313 amino acids. The transcript is spliced from 2 exons.